AUGAAUUGUAAGUCGACAAGCCACACCAUCAGGACCGUCUCCGCCUCCCCCCGGUUACAGAACCGACCUUCGAAGAGCUACAAUGUAGGCGGCUUCAGGGACGAUCAAGGCGAUUGCCGCUCCUACUGCCGCGGCUUCAGCAGCGGCGACAUCAAGAUCUACCCCGCCUCCGACGUCGGCCAGGUCGGCAACAGCAUCCGGAUGUCUACCACGUCCUACGGCCAACGCAGCGGCAUCGGCCUGGGCGCCGGCGCCGGCUUCUACGACUACCAGCCCGGCGGUAUGACUAGGCCCGCCAUGACCAUCGGGAAUGAGAAGAUCGUCAUGCAGCAUCUGAACGACCGCCUGUCCAGCUACCUGGAGAAGGUGAAGACGCUAGAGAAGGCCAACGAUAUGCUGGAGAUCAAUAUCAGGGAGGCCAUCGAGAAGAGUGGCCCGAUGGAGGGGAGCGACUACAGCAAGCACUUCGAAACCAUCGCGGAUCUGAGGGCCAAGAUCGCCAGCAUGAUCAACGACAACGCCGAGCUGGUGAUUAACCUCAAUAAUGCGCGACUGGCGUCCGAAGACUUCAAAAUCAAGAUGGAGUGCGAGACGCCGAUGCGGAUGGCCGUGGAGGCCGGCGUGACCUGGCUGAGGAAGCUCCUGGACGACAUCAACGUCUUCCGAAUGCACCUCGACACCGAGAUCGAGACCUUGAAGGAGGAGCUGAUCAACCUGAAGAAGAACCACAAGCAGGAACUUUCCGAGUUGCACGACCACAUCAAGCAGGACGGCGUGCACGUGGACGUCGACGCCCCCAAAGGGCUGGACCUGUCCAAGAUCAUGGAGGACAUGAGGGCCAAGUACGAGAAGAUCAUUCUGAAGAACAAGGAGGAGCUCGAGGCGUGGAGCGAAACUCAGAUCACAGAGGUUAAAGUGAAGAUGACAGAGACCUCGACAGCCCUGAAGACGGCCAUGAUCGAGGUGACCGAGACCAGGAGGAAGCAUCAGGGAAUGGAGUUUGAACUUCAGGUCGCACUCAGUCUGAUUGCGUCACUGGAGGCAGCGCUGCGCGACAUCAACACGCGCUACAAUAUUGAGGUGGAGAAGUACAAUGUGAUGAUCGUGAGGCUACAGGAGGAACUGACUCAGAUCCGCAGCAACAUCCAGCAGAACACGACCGAGUACAACACCCUGCUGAACAUCAAGGUGAAGCUGGAGGCCGAGAUCGCCGAGUACCGGAGGCUGCUGGAAGGCGAGGAGAUGAUUGAGGAGGACCCCAGUCAGAAGACGAUCCAGACCAAGGUGGUGACCAUCACGCAGACUCUGGUGGAUGGCAAGCUGGUGUCCGAGAGCAAAGACGUCCAGGCCAGCGAAGAAGUUGAACCACUGUAAAAACAAGCUUUGCAACAAAAAUAAACAGAACACAAGUCCCGGAUCAGA
This is a messenger RNA of Cololabis saira (Pacific saury), 1422 nucleotides long. Its product is annotated as keratin, type I cytoskeletal 18-like. Gene Ontology annotation, molecular function: structural molecule activity. Lineage: Eukaryota; Metazoa; Chordata; Actinopteri; Beloniformes; Belonidae. The record is from RefSeq and is a predicted model, not a curated record. The coding region runs from base 1 to 1374 and encodes 457 amino acids. Gene Ontology annotation, cellular component: keratin filament. The transcript is spliced from 7 exons. Gene Ontology annotation, biological process: intermediate filament cytoskeleton organization.